AUGACGAUGCGGGAGAAUGGCGGCAUGGUGACAAGGACACAGAGAACUCGACUGCAAUCAGCAAUUGAAAGUAAUGAGUCAGACCAGCAAAAUAUUCGCAUAAUUUUAAAAAACAUAUGUUCUAAGCUUGACCAAUUGUUGCCACUUAAGGAAGUAGUAGAGGGCAUAGAGGAUUCCUUGCAAUUUUGGUCGGAGCAGUAUGAUGAACUGCGGAAAACUACCGAGAAACAUACCACCGCGGCGGGGCGGGAAAUGAAAGAACUCAGACGCCGCAUUGAAAUACUUGAGAAAAGCGAAAGCGAUGUUAAUCAGCUCCAAGCUGAAAUCAACGCCCUCGAAUGGAAAAGCCGCUGCCUUAACCUUCAAUUUCAUGGCAAUAAACAGACAGAAAAAGAAAACUUGAUUGACAAGCUAAACGAACUCGCCACACAACUUGAGCUCCCACAGCUAUCGGCAAACGACGUGGUCGUGGUUCACCGCCUACCGUCUAAGAAAGAUAAAAUCCCCGGUAUUAUCUGUCACUUUACCAAGCAGGCUGAUAGGGAUCGGUGGUGGUUGAACCGAAAUAAAUUACGUGAAAGGAAUGAUGCGAUCUUUAUGAAGGAAAAUGGGACUAAACGAACACGUGCUCUUCUGUUUGAAGCAAAAAACUGGGCAAAAGGGCAAUGUAACUAUGUGUGGCACAACAACGGUCGGGUACUUGUUCGCAAAGCAGACGGUGAGCAGGCGGUGGUGAUUUCUACCGCAGAUAAUCCGGGUAAAGGAGGCUAA
Messenger RNA from Rhipicephalus microplus (southern cattle tick), 771 nucleotides. RefSeq lists its product as uncharacterized. Lineage: Eukaryota; Metazoa; Arthropoda; Arachnida; Ixodida; Ixodidae. The record is from RefSeq and is a predicted model, not a curated record.